Messenger RNA from Paramecium pentaurelia, 12228 nucleotides. The record is from the annotation of a GenBank genome assembly. NCBI's taxonomy places the organism in Eukaryota, Ciliophora, Oligohymenophorea, Peniculida, Parameciidae.
AUGUUUCAUUUAGUUUUUUUCUUGGUUGUUUGUUCUUAUGUCUAUGCUUAAACCAAACUUUAAUUGUAAGGCCCUUUGCCCCUUAAUAUUGAUUGCAAAGUCUCAAGUUUAAGUAAGUAAAUUUCUUAAAAUUUCAAGUUGAGAAUGGAUUUAUAGGAAAUCAAUACUUUUAUAAUUACCUAUCUUAAAAUGGAGCCCUUUUAUCUUUAAAUAAGAUUACUUUUAGUUUAUGGAUGCAAGUUCAUUCAGAUCCACAAUAGAAAGAUAGAUAAAUUAUAUUUUGUUUUUUUGAUGGCAAUUUAUAAUCACCUGUAAGAAUUAUUAUAAAUUUAGAACAUAAAUUUGAUGCUUUAUUAUAAGCCAGAAGCUGAUGGCACUUAUUUAUAUUUAGAAAAUUAAAAAGUCAAUACGAUAAUCAUAAAACUAAAAAUUGCUAUGUAUCUAUCUAUCCUUUUAAAUAUAUAGAGUAAAUAAAUUAUGGAACUUUUUAUUUGUUUCAAUAGAUUAAAGUUCCGAAAAUUGUUUUAUUAAUCUUAAAUUUUUUUUAACUGGUGAUACUUCAACUAAUCCUUAAUUUUUUCAGUAUGCUGAAACAUUAAUAAAUUAAAAGUACAUUUUCUACUUAAUUUUAGAUUAAUAUAUAAAUUUAAUGAUCGUUCAAGAAUAACAAAUGAAAAAUUAGUUGGGUUUAGUAGUAAAGAUCAAAAAGCUUGCUUAAACAUAGCAAAUUUUUAUUAUAUUAAUGGAUGGACAAGUAUGGAUAAAGAGAUUUAUGUUGAUUAUGAUGCGGAACUUAAAUUUGAAUUGAAGCCUUAUUUAUAGAAUGAAAUAAUUGUAAGUAAUACUUUUCCUGAUAUUUUAUUGAGAAAGAAUACAAUACCUAUUGAAUUUAGUGGAAAUAUUGGGAUGAAUUUUUAUAAAAAUACUUAAAUAGUGUAUAAUUUCUUUGAAUAAUUGCCCUCAUUAACAAUAAUGUUUUGGGUGAAACCUUAAAAUAUCUUAUCAUCUUUUUAAUUUUUAUCAUUUACAGAUGAUGUUUUAUAAGAAACAAGUAUAGGUUUUGGAGUUAGUAAGCUUUAUAAGCUUUUAUUUUAUUAAGUUUACACUAAAACCCCAUAUUGUGAUUUACCAUAAAACAAAUGGAAUCAUGUUACAAUUGGAAUUUUGGAUAUUAGUUUUAAUGAUGAUUUUAAAUAAUUAAAUCAAAGGAAAUUAAUGAGAAUUUUUAUUGAUGAUGUUGAAAGAAACCUAACUAUUAUUACAAACAUUAAGCCAUAUAAAAGAUUAGUUUUAGGACCUGUAUUUAUGGAUGAUUAAGGAUUAGAAAUAAUUGAUAUUUAAGAUAUCAAAAUCUUUAAAGGAUUUGGAAUAAGAUAAACUUUUAAUCAUGAUUGUUUAUUAUUUGUGGGCGAUUAUUGUGCAUUUUGUAAAUCAGGCACACAUUACUGUAAAGAAUAAGAUCCUAAUGACGAUACAAAAAUCUAUCAUUGUCCAGCAGGAUAUAAAGAAGAAAAUUAUAAAUGCUCAAAAAUACUCAUUCCAAAUUGUCUCAGAUUUUCAACAUCAACAUCAUCAUGUAAUAUUUGUGAAUAGAAUUAUGAAUUAAUAAAUGGUUAAUGUUAAUUAAAAACUUUAAUUGUAUCUUCCCCAUUCAAAUGCGAUGAUUCGAAUGCACAACUUUGCUCAUUCAACUCAGCUUUAAAUGUAAUUCUCAAGGAUUUAGAUAAUAAACAAAUAAGCAAAUUGUGUUCUAAUAAUUUAUAUUCUUCUACUCAAUUAAAAUGCGCUGGACUGGCAGUGCCUUCAUGCACAAAAUCUUAAUUUAGAAGUCAAUGUGCUUAAUGCAAUAAUAACAAUACAUUAACUGAAAUCAAAGAUUGUAAGCCUGUUUGCUUAACUAAUUUACGAUUUAGUGGACCAAAUAAUAUCUGUGUAAGUAAGUGCGAUAGAUAUUUCUUUAAAGUUACUUGUAUAGGAAGAAAUCCACGAUCGGAAUACUAUUGUAAUCCUUCAAAAAAUUGUUCAAGUACUGAAUUAGAUCUUGGCUAUUACUGUUUGCCUAAAGAUUAAAGUGUAGUUGGCUUUACUACUUUCUGUGGUAAAACUUAUCAGAAGUGCCAUUCAAGCUGCAAAUAUUGCUAUGGAAAUCUAAUGACAAAUUGUUUGGGAUGCUUUAAAGAUGUUUAUUAUAACCCUUAUAUGACAUCAUGUAUACCUGAUUGCUCUACAACAAAAAAUAAUAAAUUCUAUUAUAGUAAUAAAUAUAAUUGGACGUGUGAAUUAGAAUGCCCACCUUGGUUAUAUACAGAGAAUUUGAAUUGUGUUAAAGAAUGCAGUGUUGGAUUUAAAUUAUUUUAGAACUAAUGUUUUAAAACAAAGUUAAUUGAUACAUAUGAAACGGUAAAAGAAAUUCCUGAUGAAGUAGCACCUAAAUAAAUUGACAUACUUUAAUAUUGUCCUUAAUUUUGUAAAUCUUGUACAAGUGAUACACUUUGUACUAGUUGCUUAAAUCAGUAUCCAAUGGAUUAGGAUAUGUGUGUUUAGUCAUGUUAUCCUCAAUACUUAGAAAUAAUAGAUAAUGUUGGUUCCUGUAGAGCAUCUUGUAACCCUCAGGAUUUAAUUUAUGAGAAUAACAAUAUUAACGGAUAUUAGAUUAAUUAAUGCUUUAAGGAAAAAUGUGGUACUAUAAGAGCCAAUAAAGAUUAUUAAACUUUUCUGCAUCAAACUGAUACUCAUCGAUGUAUGUAUCCAUGUGAGGAUGGAUAUUAUGGUAAUACCUUACUCUUAUAAUGUUUACCAUGUAGUCAUACUUGUGCUACUUGUGAAUAAAGUGCUAUCUUCUGCACUUCUUGCCCUUACUUUAAAUUUUUAGAUUCAAAUAAUUGCUAUGACUCUUGCUAAGGUAAAUAUGAAAAUUAUUUGAACUCAAAAUGUGAAGGAUCAUGUUCAUCAGGAUAUUAAGUGAUAGAAUAAUCAUAAAAUAUAUAUGCAUGUGUUGAAAGUUGUGGAUCAAACUAUCCAACUUAUUUAUAUUCUUUAAAUAAUCGAUGUUAUGAGGUGUAGCCAGUUGUUGGAGCUUAUUGUGAAGGAUUUAAUUGUUAUAAUUGUAAUUAUAAAUGCAAAACAUGCUCAGGUCCAAACUCAAAUUAAUGUUUAAGUUGUAAACCAAAAUCAUAUUUAAAAAACAAUGAAUGUGUGAAAUAAUGCUAUCCAUAAUUUAGUGAUAGUUUAAAUUGGUUAUGUGUUGAUGCUUGCCCAACAGGAUCUUUUACAACUUAUGGUCCAGAAAUUGUCAAUGGUAAUUCUGUAAUAGUUACAUAUUGUUCUGUAACUUGCUUGUUUAAUUAAUAUUAAUUCAAAGAAUUAUGCUAUAACUCAAAACCUUUAGAAACAUACUGUUUAUUGAGAACAAAUUAUUAUUUUUGUGAUAGUUGUGCCUCAGUUUGCAAAGAAUGUCAAAAUGCUUACUCUACAUCAUGCACAAAAUGUUCUCCGAAUGCAUUUAUAUAUGGAACUACUUGUUAUACUGAUUGUCCAAGUAUUGCACCUUAUAAGGAUUUAAUUACAUUAAAAUGUGUUUCUAGUUGCACUUAUUUUGCAGAAAAUGGCUAUUGCGUUUAUUAAUGCUCUGAUUCAUAUUACUAAUAUCCCGCCUUAAAAACAUGCUAUUAAAUGGGUUGUCCUAUGGGAACUUAUAAUUUAUAAUAUACAAAACUAUGUUUUAGUUGCUACACUGGUUGUGCAACAUGCAAAAAUGGAAAUUCGAGUGGAUGUUUGACAUGCUCAGAUGGUUACUUUAUGAAUGGAGGAACAACUUGUAUCAAUUCUUGCAUUAUUGAACCUGAUUUAGUUUAAGAUUGGGUUAAUGGUAGAUGCGUUUAAUAGUGCCCUUAAGGAACAUAUUUGAGAACAUUAGAUAAUGGAGCACUUGCUUGUACCUAAGAUUGCCCAAAAUAUUAUUAUUCAAACAUUUGUGUUUCUGCAUGCCCUAGCUAGACUUAUUUAGAUAAAUAAAUUUGCAAAAGUUGUGCUGGUCCAUGUUCAGAAUGUUUUGGUGUUAAAGUUAAUGAAUGCACUAAAUGUGAUCUUGGCUAUUAUAGAGAUGAAACAACAUGUUAUUCCGUUUGCCCUGAUCUAAAGCCUUAUGCAAAUUUAGCUGAAUAAACAUGUGUGGCAGUUUGUCCAGACUACUUAUACUUGAAAAAAAAUUAUUGUUAUAGUCCUUGUCCUACAUUUUUAUACUAUUAUGAAUUAAAUGAUAAAAAAGAAUGUGUAGAUUAAUGCUAUUCUAAAUCUUACUUAUGGCUUGGUGAAUGCUAUGAAUGCAAUUCUAUAUGUAAGGAAUGUUUUGGACCAAAUAAUGGUAAUUGCCUUGAAUGUGAACUUCCUUAUUUUUUGAAUGAAUAGACUUGUUAAGAUACUUGUCCUUAGUUUUAUGAUUUAAUAGACCAUGUAUGCAAAGAUGCAUGUCCAGUUCAUUUAGUAAUUUAAGGAGUUAAUUGUUAAAAUGAAUGUGAUUCUGGAUAUUUAGUCUAUAAUUAAGUUUGCGUUCAAUUAUGCCCAACUUUCGCAUAUCUUGUAGAUGAUCACUGUUAUGAUUGCAAUUUAUAUUGUAGUACUUGUUUUGGACCAACAGCUGAUGAAUGCUAUUCUUGCAUUGAUAACUAUUUUUUAGAUGAAUCAAGUUGUAAAUCAGUAUGUCCUUUAUAUUAUAAUAAUGAAACUAAUAAAUGCAUGGCAGAUUGUAGUAAUAUGUUUGAAAUAACAGAAAAAAAAGAAUGUGUUUCAUCAUGUCCAUCAAAUUAUAUUAUCUGUGAAUCUAAAUGUGUAUUAGUUCUAUAGGAUGGAUAUUAUUUAGAUGGCAAUUAAUGUUAAUAAUGUGACCCUAAAUGUUCAUAAUGUACUUCAGCAACAGUUUGUUAAGCUUGCGCCAAAAAUUUUUAUCUUGAAGUCAAAUCUUGUGUUAGUUUUUGCUCAAAUGAAUAUUUAUUUAUGGAUCCUAUUUCAAGAUCUUGUGUAACAAAAUGUCCUUCUACAUUAUACCAUUUAGAAUCAUUUGGUAAAAGAUUUUGUGUGGCAGACUGCAAUUAUAAACUUUAUAGCCAAUGUGUUUCUGAAUGUCCAAAAGGAAUGUAUUCAAAAGAUUCGGUGUGUACUAAAUGUCCAUAAUAUUGUGAAGAAUGUGAAUCAGCUACAAUAUGCUCAAAAUGUUUAUUUGGUUAUUAUUUAUAAAAUGGAUAAUGUUAACUCAGUUGUACGAUUGGAAAAACUGAUAGAAAGAAUAUAAAGUGUGUUGAUGAAUGCGAUGCCUCUUUAUUUGAAUAUUAAAAUGAAUGUUUAGAAAAUUGUCCUACUGAUCCAAUUCUAUAUAAUAAUAAAUAGAUAUGUGCUCAUAGUUGUCCAUAAAAAACAUAUUAAAAUUAGUAAGAGUGUAAAGAUUGUGAUUUAUCAUGUGCAUUAUGUAUUGGGCCUUCAGAUAAGGAUUGUAUCAUUUGUUCAGAUGGAUAUUAUUUGGAUAAUCAAAUUUGUUCAUAAACAUGUCCAUAAUUAUAUGAUGAAGUUAAUAAAUAGUGUGUUCUUACAUGUCCUACUAAUCUCUACUAAGAUAACAAUAAAUGUGUUGAAAGCUGUGGUACUUACUAAUACAUUAAUAACUGUGUUAGUUCCUGUCCAGCAUUAACUUAUGUUUAAAAUUCAAAAUGCUAUGAUUGUUCUGAAAAUUGUAAUGAAUGCAAUUCUUUAGGAUGCAUCAAAUGUGCCCUUGGAACAUAUUUAAAUGAUGGCUUAUGUAAUAAUUAUUGCCCUUAUUAUUACAAUUAUGUUAAUAAUGAAUGUGCUUAAUUAUGUCCUAAAGAUACUUAUAUAUAUAUUGAUCAUUGUUAUUCUCAAUGUCCAUUAAGUACUUUUUAGUAUAAGAAUGACUGUCUUUUAGCAUGUCCAUAAUUAACAGUGUUAUUGAAUAAUUAAUGUCUAUAAUGCCCUGAAAGAUGUUUAAUAUGUAAAAGUGAAUAUGAAUGCUCUAAAUGUGAGAGUCCAUAUUUUUUAUUUAAUGGCUCCUGUGUUAUACACUGCCCAUUAUAAUUACCAUUUGAAGAUAUUACUAAUGGAAAAUGUUUGUCUGCUUGUCCACCAGAAGCUUAUGAAAGAGGAUAUGAAUGUGUAAAGGAAUGUAAUUUAGUCAUAUACCAAAAAUAAUGCCUGUAAAAAUGUCCUACUGGAUAUUAUGGUAAUGAUUAUUGUAAACCCUGCCGAUUAGAAUGUAAAACAUGUUCAAGUUUUGAAGUUUGUACAGAAUGUAACGAUAAUUUUUUCCUUGAAUUUAAUUAAUGUGAUACAUUAUGUACAAAAAUUAAGGAUAUAAAAUCCAAAUCCUGUGUCGACACAUGUAAUUUAUUUUUGUAUAAAAAUGUUUGUUAUGAAGCUUGUCCUUAAAACACUUAUGAAAAUAUAAAUGAAUGUGUCUUAAAUUGUAAUGAUGGUUAUUAUGGUUCUUAAGACUAUAAAUGCAAAAAAUGUUCAUAAGAAUGUGCUAGUUGCAUAAAUGCUUUAGAAUGUACUAAAUGUAAUAUUGGAUAUUUUCUUCAUAAUAAAAAAUGUUUGGAUUAAUGUCCAGGAUAAUUUUUUUCUAACCCUGUAAAUAAUGAAUGCUCAACAAAAUGUCCAAUAUAAACAUUUACAUUUUAGAACUCAUGUCUUUUUGAAUGUCCUUCUGAAUAUUUUAACGAUAUGGAUAAUUAUAAAUGUGUAAGCAAUUGUGGAUCUUAAUAAUAUUUAAGUAAAAAGAACUGUUUAAAAUGUGCAAUAGAAUGUGAUUAAUGCACUGGAAGAGGAAACAAUAAUUGUAUCAAAUGCGCAAGCAGUUUUCAAUUAACUGAAGAUGGCCUUUGCAUAGGCAACUGUAAAGAUGAAUAUUAUAAGUCAGAUAAUUCAUGUCAAAAAUGUCUACAUAAAUGUUAAACAUGUGAAAAUGGAACUGAUUGUAUCAAAUGUAGAGGUACAAAUAGAAGCACUUAAGAUUGCUCUUGUUAGAAAGGUUAUUAUGAUGAUGAAUUUUAUGAUGAUUGUUAAAAAUGUCCUUGUGAUGAAUGUACUGCUAUUGAUAACUGUCUUAUAUGUAAGAAUAAUCUAUAAGUUCCUAAAUGCUCUUGCGAUAGAAUACUUAAUGAAGAUUGGUGUAUAACUUGUCAAAUAGCAAAGGUUAAUAUCUAUUUCACUGAUGACCUAAAUUAAAUAAUUGUUUAUUUUGGUUAUUUGAUUUCUGUUAAUUUAAUCAAUCCAUUUUAACCUUCAGAUUGUUCUUUAUGGUUUGAUAAUUCAGAAAUUUUUGGUAAAAAUUCCUAAUGCUAUUUAUCAUGGAACAGAUAUGCUGUUCAUAUAAUUUUAAAGCCGUAUGCAUCUGUUAACAUUGGAGACAAGUUAAGUUUUAAAAACUCCUUUUAUAGAGAUAUAGACCAAGGCAUUUGCGAUGGUUAAUUUAUUGAAUAAUUUAUUGAAAAUAAAGUAAAAGAACCUUAAAAUUUGUAAAAACCUUAUAUCCUAUUUGAUAUCCCUUCAUUUGUUAGUACAUGCAAAAUUAUAUUUAUCAAAUAAAUCCUACUACAUGGUACUGGUUAAAAAAUCUAGAAUGUAUUGUCUUGGACUCUUAAAGAAAUGGAAGAUGAAGAAUAAUAUCUACAAAUGGAUGCAUUUUUAGCAAAUCAAUAAAAUGAAAUUACAAUUCCAAUUGGAACAUUGUAACCAAAUGUCACAUAUACANUGAUGGUUAUUAUGGUUCUUAAGACUAUAAAUGCAAAAAAUGUUCAUAAGAAUGUGCUAGUUGCAUAAAUGCUUUAGAAUGUACUAAAUGUAAUAUUGGAUAUUUUCUUCAUAAUAAAAAAUGUUUGGAUUAAUGUCCAGGAUAAUUUUUUUCUAACCCUGUAAAUAAUGAAUGCUCAACAAAAUGUCCAAUAUAAACAUUUACAUUUUAGAACUCAUGUCUUUUUGAAUGUCCUUCUGAAUAUUUUAACGAUAUGGAUAAUUAUAAAUGUGUAAGCAAUUGUGGAUCUUAAUAAUAUUUAAGUAAAAAGAACUGUUUAAAAUGUGCAAUAGAAUGUGAUUAAUGCACUGGAAGAGGAAACAAUAAUUGUAUCAAAUGCGCAAGCAGUUUUCAAUUAACUGAAGAUGGCCUUUGCAUAGGCAACUGUAAAGAUGAAUAUUAUAAGUCAGAUAAUUCAUGUCAAAAAUGUCUACAUAAAUGUUAAACAUGUGAAAAUGGAACUGAUUGUAUCAAAUGUAGAGGUACAAAUAGAAGCACUUAAGAUUGCUCUUGUUAGAAAGGUUAUUAUGAUGAUGAAUUUUAUGAUGAUUGUUAAAAAUGUCCUUGUGAUGAAUGUACUGCUAUUGAUAACUGUCUUAUAUGUAAGAAUAAUCUAUAAGUUCCUAAAUGCUCUUGCGAUAGAAUACUUAAUGAAGAUUGGUGUAUAACUUGUCAAAUAGCAAAGGUUAAUAUCUAUUUCACUGAUGACCUAAAUUAAAUAAUUGUUUAUUUUGGUUAUUUGAUUUCUGUUAAUUUAAUCAAUCCAUUUUAACCUUCAGAUUGUUCUUUAUGGUUUGAUAAUUCAGAAAUUUUUGGUAAAAAUUCCUAAUGCUAUUUAUCAUGGAACAGAUAUGCUGUUCAUAUAAUUUUAAAGCCGUAUGCAUCUGUUAACAUUGGAGACAAGUUAAGUUUUAAAAACUCCUUUUAUAGAGAUAUAGACCAAGGCAUUUGCGAUGGUUAAUUUAUUGAAUAAUUUAUUGAAAAUAAAGUAAAAGAACCUUAAAAUUUGUAAAAACCUUAUAUCCUAUUUGAUAUCCCUUCAUUUGUUAGUACAUGCAAAAUUAUAUUUAUCAAAUAAAUCCUACUACAUGGUACUGGUUAAAAAAUCUAGAAUGUAUUGUCUUGGACUCUUAAAGAAAUGGAAGAUGAAGAAUAAUAUCUACAAAUGGAUGCAUUUUUAGCAAAUCAAUAAAAUGAAAUUACAAUUCCAAUUGGAACAUUGUAACCAAAUGUCACAUAUACAAUCACAGCUAAAUAUGUUAAUUUCUUGCAAAGAGUCAAUUUUACUACUUUUACAUUUACAACCCUUCCAAUUUAAGCUCCUUAUGUGUUUUUAUCAUAUGAACCUUUGAUUGCAAGAGUUUAUGUAUUUGAUUGUCAUGUCUCUUACUCAGAUUUGAAAAAUGAAUUCAAUGUUGCUAUUGAAAUAACAGGUAGUAAUAACGAAUCAUAUAUUUCGUUAAGUUAGUAAAUUAAUCCUAUAUAUGAAAUUCCUCUAAAUGAGUCUCUUCUUCCUAAAGAAACUCCAUUAUUAUUUACUGCCUCAACUGGUAGUUCGAUAAUAAAAGAAACUAUUAAUCUAAAAUCUAAAAUAAUUGAUAUUAAAUUUUUAUAAAAAAAUAGAUUUAUAGGUUUGGAUAAUUAAAUUAAUGCAAGAGGUUUCGAUAGAAAUAUAGAGGACGAAGUUUUGAGUACUAUAGGGAUUACUUAUGAAUGGCAAUGCAACAACUUAAAUAAUUUAUAACCUUGUAAAACUGAUGAAAACUAAAUUAUGCAAUUCCCUUCAAGAAGAAUAGUCAAUAUCUUUGCUGAUAGUUAGAAUACAACUUUAGUUUUCUUUGCAAAAGCAUCUAAAGGUGACAGAUGGACUGUCAAAGAAUAGUUGAUAGUUAUCACAGAUUUUAACAUCGAAGAAGAAUUUUAUAUAAAUAAUGAAGAUCCAUAAAAUUAUAUUAAUGCAAAUGAUGAAGUGACAAUCUUAUUAAAAAAAUAAUAAAAGUAUGCUUUUAUUAUUCAAUAACAUAAAAUUUUGUAGUCUAUGAAAAUAUCUGGUUUAUCUUUAAAAUUUAGAUUAGCUGGCUUAACUACUGAUUUUAAAAGUCCUGUCUACAUUUAUUUGGUACCAGGUAAUGAAUCUAUAGCUUUCAAACUGAACGAAUCUCCUCAAAAAGUUUUUUUGUAAAUAGAGCCAUUAAUAGGAGAAUCUCUAGAUUAUUUUAAUUACACUCUUUCCAAUCUUUAAGCUGGAAAUUCAGUAAGUUUCUAUUAUUAUUUUGAAAAUUCCAUUCUUGAAAAUGAUGUAAAUGCAUAAUCUAUAAUUAAUGGAAUACCAUUAAUUACAAACUCUAAAGAAACAUCUGGAUCAUUUUAGCUACCAAAUGGAAUCACAAAUAAUUCAAUUUCAGUUUUAUGUGAGAUAUCAUCCAAUUAUGGGGCUAAAUCUUAUUUGAAAUAAGAUGUUUAUGUGGUUAGGAAAAAUUAUGAGAUGUAAUAAUUGUACCAAUCAUUCACUAAUAAAACAAAUUUAGAAGAUUUAUAAAGUCUUCAUACUAUGAUUGCCCUUAUCUAAUUAGAAGAAUAGUAGGUUUGCUUGAAAUAAUGCUCAGGGGUUGGGUCAUGUGUAAAUAAGAAAUGUUAAUGUCCACCAGGAUAUUAUUUUCCUGAUUGUAGUGGAAAUUAAGAAUAAUAAAUAUAAUUCAAUAAAUUUAUGACUGAUGUAAUGUAAUAAUUAAUCAAAACGCCAAUAAAAAAUAACAACGACAUGAAAUUAUUUAGUCAAUCUCUUUACUUUUUAACAUAAUUUAGUUCUAAUAAUACAAUAAGUUUAGAAGAUUGCUCAAUUAUAUUACAAUCAUAUAUUUAGAAUACAAAUUCUAGAUUAGAAUAGAUUAAUUAAUAUUCAAUAAAUUUACAAUAUUAAUCAACAGAUGAUUUUAAUUAUUCAUAAAUAGACAUUCGCUCUUUAAUAAAUAAACAAGAUUUACACACAGCCCUUAAAAGCACAGUUUUUAUGUGGGAAAAGACUUUGUUUACCUCAGGCUCAAAUGUCUAUUAGUUAUAAAAUCAUCUAAAUAAUUUCAUCAAUAAUAUCAUUGAGUUAACUAUCUUUGCUUUAAGCCCUGAUGAAAAAAUAGAUUUUUCAAUAGAUACUGCAUCUAUAACAAUUAAAAAAUCCAAAACCCUCCCUUAUAAUUCUAGUAGAAUUUUAUAAGAAAUCAAUAAUGAGAAUUCAACUAUUUAUGAUAUAGUUUAGGCGAUUUACAUUAGGAACUUUUAUGCUUUUGAUGGUUAUUUCCCAUAUCCAUAGUAAAUUUAUCCAUUAUAUGUAUAUUAAAUCAGAUAUUCAAAUCGAAAAGAAAAUAUUUAAUUAAUAUAACCAAUCUCAUAUCGAUUUGGAAUUCAAAACGAUACAACAAACUUGGUUUGUUUAUAAAGAAAUGCUAAGACUUAUGAAUGGUUUAAUUAAAAUUGCACACUCUCUGAAAUAAAUUCAACGUACUAUUGUAACUGUACAACUCUAUCUCCUACAACAAUUUGUAAUGACUACGAUUUUAUUUAUUAAGGUAAUUCAGGAUUCCGGAUUAAUCUUCCAAAUAUUUUUUAUAUCAUUUACAUUAUUUAAUUAAUAAUAUUAGGAAUUUUUGUGAGCAAAUCAAAAAUGUAAGAGAAUGAAUAAUAAACUGAAAAUACUAAAUUUGGCCGUGUUUUUAAAUUAGCUAAAAAUAAAAAAGUGAAUAUUAUUGGAAACUAAGUUUAUCCAGUUGAACAGGAAAAGGAUACUCGAGAAUUAAUAACAAAGCCAUAAUUAAACAAUUAAGAUAACAUAAAUGAUAAGUUUCAUUUUAAUUAUUUCUGGGUACUCAAUUUUUGCUAAUAUUUUUUUUAGAAAUACCAUUGCUUAACAUAGUUAAUAUUUAAAUAAUAAGUUUACUUAAGCCCAUUCAUGAGGUCUCUUUUAAUAUUAUUAAGAUGGAAUUCAGCAGUGAUUGUUGCAGAAGUUUUAUUUUUGUUUUAAUUUGAUUACUAAGUUUCACUUUGGAUUAUACUUGCAUCAAUUAUCAUUAUGAGAAUUAGUGAAAGUUUCCUUAAAGUAUAUAUGAUUCUGAUUUUUAGAAAUAAAUAAAGUAUGUUGUUAUCAUGAAACAAAUUAUUGUGGUUAUAAUCAUCAAAAGCUUAAUAUUAUUACUUUUGGUAUUCACAAUAUUAUGUGGAUUAUAUUUUUAUUUAAUGAUAGACAACUAAACAAAUUUAGUAAUUUAAUUUAUUAAAUUUAGAUAUUAUCUUAUUUUGGUGCAAUAUUAAUUGAUAUCCUUUUACUUGAUAUAAUAAUAUUUAGCUCUAAAAGAUUUUUAGGGGAAAAUAAGAAGAAAAACAUAAGAAAAAAGAUCAAAGAGCUAAAAUAAUUGGCAAAAAUUCAAAAGUAGAACGAUUGA